UAUUUAAAUAAUAAAUUAUUAAAUAUUAUUACUUUAUUUUUUUUUAAUUAAACAGAUAAAAAUUAAUUAAAAAAUAAUUUCUGUAAUAAAUAUAAUUUAAAAUUAAUGACCUGUACUGUGUUUUGUCUUCUUCUCCUUCCUUUCUCUUUCUCACCUUUUUUUGCUGACAUGCAUGUUGCGUGUUCAGCUAACACAGCACGUGAAGUGCAAAAGGGGGUGUAAAAGGUCACCAUCUUUUGUUUUUAAUGUUGAACCCGUCCACAGAUGACAGACGUAGGUCUAAAGUCUACUUUGUCUCUGUACUUUGUUGCAGCUAUGGCAUACUGCUCCCUGUUGUCCACUCGGUUCAGUAAUAAUACAUUUACCUACAUUAAUUUAUUAUUUAAUAUACUAUACAUUUAAUAUACAUACUAUACUUAGUUAUAUAGCCAAGAUAUCCCUACAUCCAAACCAGACCCAAACCAGUUUAAAAAAAUGGAAAGACAAAGUAGGGUAUGACCACCACCACUUGAGGCAACAAUGGGUAAAUAUGUUGUUUUUGUUGGUAGAGAGCCUGGUAUAUACACAACUUGGCAUGAUUGCAACCGGCAGGUUUAUGGAUUCCCUGAUUUAGAUUUCAAAAAAUACCCCUUGUGAGGAUGCUGCUAGCGCGUGGAUGUGUUUUUUGGCCGAUGGAGGUAUGAGGAAGUUUCCUCAUAGAGGAGCAGCAAGGCCAAUGGGACAUGUUCACUGGGAGGGGGAUUUACACUUUGGCCCCUCCCCUUUGUCCACUGCUACAUCUGGAGGCUUGGAUGAGCCUUUGAAAGAGUCAUCCUCUGAAAAGCACAGGCUCGAGAUUUCAAAUGCUCAACCAAGAAACAACAUGUGGGCUUCCAUGUGUUGUAUUUUGUUUGGUAUUUUUCUUGAAAUGAUGCUGACAUCAUAUGUGCUUUCUUAAAUCUUAGUUAUGUAAUAUGUAAUCUUCCAUUUUCAUGUUAAAUGUGUUUUGUAUGUCUGUGUGUUGUGUUGUGUUGGAUCCAAGUUUUAUUGUAAUGUGUAAUAUAUAUUUAAUUUAAAUUGUGUGUUUGGAAAAGUAUGCCUGUUUAAUUUAAUUUAAUUUAAUGUUAAUUAAUAUUAAAUGAUAAUAUUGACUGAUUGUGGAUUGUGGGUCCUCAGUUCAAAGUUAGAAUUGAAGUGGUUAUGUGUUGCUGAUCGUGGGGUCCCAUGGUCCUGCUUAGAAAAUUCUAGUCCUUUUGUAACUAUCUAGUUCAAGUGAAAGUGACUGGGCCUGAUUGGUGACAAACCCAACAAAGUGACAAAGUAUACUAUUAGUAAUAUUAAUUUGGUUUUCAGUUUUCAACACUCAAUCACAAUCCUCUGAAGAUACUAGGAGGGAUUUUAGGAUUUGAGACUCUUACCCAACAUAGUGACAAAGUGUACUAUUAGUAAUAUUAAAUUGGUUUCCGGUUUUCAACCCUCAAUCACAAUCCUCUGAAGAGUAAGAGAGGUAAGAGUAAGAUACUAGGAGGGAUUUGAGGAUUUGAGACUCUUACCUCAUUACCCUACUUUUACUCUUGAGUCUUGCUGAACCUUUUUUGGAAUUUGGCUAACUACUCUAUUUCGUGUAAGUCAUGGCUGGAUAUGAACCUGGAAAGUUGGCUGAGGAUGAACCUAGCCUUAAUACUCCAUUGGAUGGAGGGGAAGGAAGCUUAGAUACGAUGACAAACAUUGGAGUUCAUGAGGCUAGGGUGGUGGAGCCUUUUGAUCCAAUCUGCAGUGAUGUUAAAGAGAUUAGCACUGCUGUUAUUGGUCUUGCUGGUUCGGUGAAAGCUGCCUUGCUGAAGUUCCAAAGUGUAGACGCUCGGCUAGAGGAAUUUCAAACCAUCCCGGCUGGGAUGCAAGCUAAUAUGGUCAGGGUAGACAAGUAUUUGAGCAUGGUUGAGCAACCAGUUGUAACAAAAGCACAUCCUAAAGGGACUGCAUCUGCUGUUGCUAUUAAAUCUAAAGGCAAUGCAUUUGAAGCUAAAGGUGGUACUCAGUCUAAGGGGCCAACUGCAUCUGCUGCUGGUAUUAAGGCGAAAGGCAUUGCAUUGGAGGCUAAAGGUGGUAGUCAGUCUAAGGGGACAAUUGCAUCUUGGAAUUCUAGAUCCCUUAGAACAAAUGUCCUGCACGAUGCUGGGACAAUCGAUUAGAACAUCAUGUGACAGAAAAGCAUGAACACAAAAACAACUGAAAGAAACAAGACACAGAAAGUUGUUAACCCAGUUCGGUGAAACUACACCUACGUCUGGUUAGCUUUCGCCCAAUGAAAAGGAAUUCCACUAUCUCAAGAUCUAGGUAUUACAGACACACAUGAACACAUCAAGUUCAUUGUUCUUAACCUAAUCUACCCAGUGGUCUUCUACUUAGAACCACAGCCUAAGUAUGAGAGCCCCUCUCACUUUUCCUCAAUCACUGCCACAGUGAUUGGUAAUAACAAUAAUACAAGGUUUGUUUGACACUCAAACACAACACAGAACUCAGUCUCACCUUAUAGAAUCAGUGAGCAAGACUAGUUCACAACUAACAAAGACAAAGAAAAACUUACACUCUUAAGAAUACUUGAUCUUCAAGGUAAUUCUCUCGAUCACGUCAAGCUUCAGGUCUUCGUCUAUAUAUACUUCAGCAGAGACGGCUAGGGUUUGUUUGGGCUGAAGAACACUUUGAUCCAACUCAUAUCAGUAAAGAAUCUUCCAAAAUCUGAUAUGAGUUCUCAACAAAUAAAAUAGAAACAAAUCUUUUAAUCACAGAUUUGUUCCAACAAUAAACAACCCGCAAUUGGCUCCCAACAAUCAGUUACUUGACCUUCAAGUAAGCACAAACCGUACCAUAAAACAUAACCAUAAGGGACCCACUUGCAUGCCAGCAGGGGCGGAUGUCCUGGCCUUCAUUAAGGCAGAUGUCACGACAUCGGCUA
Molecule: messenger RNA, 2935 nt
Organism: Lotus japonicus
Lineage: Eukaryota; Viridiplantae; Streptophyta; Magnoliopsida; Fabales; Fabaceae
Exons: 2
Coding region: 1611-2171 (186 amino acids)
Source: RefSeq, a predicted model, not a curated record